This is a messenger RNA of Fusarium tjaetaba, 1467 nucleotides long. Its product is annotated as neutral amino acid permease. The record is from RefSeq and is a predicted model, not a curated record. Gene Ontology annotation, biological process: amino acid transmembrane transport. NCBI's taxonomy places the organism in Eukaryota, Fungi, Ascomycota, Sordariomycetes, Hypocreales, Nectriaceae. The transcript has a single exon. Gene Ontology annotation, cellular component: vacuolar membrane. Bases 1 to 1467 code for a protein of 488 amino acids. Gene Ontology annotation, molecular function: amino acid transmembrane transporter activity.
AUGUCUACAUAUCCUCAAGACGUCCACAACGACAUCUACCCUUCAGGUCAAGGCCACGACUCCAGCAAAACAAACAGCAAAGAGAAAGUACCCCUCGACCAUGAAAAGGGCCACGAUAUAGAUCUUCACUCCGCCCACAACGUCCCCGUCGUAGACAAUGGCUUCGGCGGCGGCGAGGGCUCCAAGAACUUCCGCAACAUGACAAAAUGGGACACCACCUUUGCUCUACUUACCAACCAAGUCGGUCUCGGUGUGCUGUCGUUACCCAGCGUCCUCAAGACAAUGGGUAUUAUUCUUGGUCUUAUUGCCAUUAUCGGCAUUGGUCUUUUAUCGUGGUAUACUGCGUUCGUGCUGAAGCAGUUCUUUGGAAGACAUCCUCAUGUGUUGAACGUCGUUGACAUGACCAAAGUUGUUGGCGGUCGUCCUCUUGCUAUCGCCUCUGGAAUCGGUCUGUUGGUCCAGGUGAUCAUGACAGCUGCUUCGGCGAGUGUCACGCUCUCUAUCGCUUUCAACACGAUCUCCAACCACUCCAUCUGCACUGUGGGCUUCAUCGGCGUCGGCUGUCUCUGCUGCUGGGUCCUCUGCGCGCCCCGAACCUCCAAGUUCGUCUCGCAGUCCGGCAUCCCCUGCAUGGUCUCCGUCAUCGCCGCUUCAGUGCUGGUCAUGAUCUCCCUCGGAGUCAAGAACCCUACCGCUGCGCCCGUCGGUUGGAAGAAGGACAUUAAGAUCGUAGCGAACCCCGACUUCCGCUCUGGCCUCAACGCUUGCCUCAAGAUCUGCUACGCUUACUCUGGUAACAUCAACUUCGUCACCUACAUGGCUGAGAUGAUCGACCCCGUCAAGGACUUUGGCUUUGCCCUUGCCUGGUUGGAGGUUGUGUCCAUCACCUUCUACGUUAUCGUGGCUAUAGCCAUCUAUUGUCUUGCUGGCGAGUACACCGUCUCGCCCGCCCUCGGCUCGGCUUCAGAGAACAUUGCCAAGAUCGCCUACGGCAUUGUCCUCCCCGCUGUUCUGUCCACCGGACUCGCCUUUGGCCACACCGGAAUCAAGUAUGUGUACGUCCAGGUGAUGAAGCACUUUAAGCUCCAGAGCGAGAUGACUGCCAACAAUGUUCGCUCUUGGUCCAUCUGGAUGACCAUCGUGACCGUCUUCUGGGCACUCUGCUUCAUCCUCUCCAACGCCAUCCCCGUGUUCGACUCUAUCUUGUCUAUUGCCUCGGCGACUACCAUCUCGUGGUUCACAUUUGGCUUCAGCGCCGUAUUCUGGUUCCACAUGAACUGGCACCAGAUGCUUGCCAGCCCCACCAAGAUCCUGUUGACCUGUGUCAACGCAUUCCUCAUCGCCAUCUCAAUCUUUAUGAACGCGGCUGGUCUGUGGUCAUCUAUCACGGAGCUGUUGGACCUGUUUGCCAACGACUCCAGUUCCAUCCAGGGCGUCUUCGACUGCGGAAGCAAUGCCCUCUUCUGA